Molecule: messenger RNA, 6607 nt
Organism: Oncorhynchus masou masou (cherry salmon)
Lineage: Eukaryota; Metazoa; Chordata; Actinopteri; Salmoniformes; Salmonidae
Product: F-box only protein 31-like
Exons: 10
Coding region: 140-1849 (569 amino acids)
Biological process (GO): SCF-dependent proteasomal ubiquitin-dependent protein catabolic process
Cellular component (GO): SCF ubiquitin ligase complex
Molecular function (GO): protein binding
Source: RefSeq, a predicted model, not a curated record
ACUUUGUGUCACGUGUUUCCGCCCAGGCUCGCUUGGACAGGGAGAUUGUCGAUACUGCAGUUGUUGUGGUGCAGUAAUGUCAAAGAUUUGUAUAACUAAACAUUCUGUUGUAAUGUUAUCCCUUUGGUGACUACUGCGGAUGGCUGUGUGUGCCAGGCUCUGCGGAGUGGGUCAGUCUCGGAGGUGCAGGCAGCGUCAGCGGCAUAAUCAACAGGAUCAGGGAAGCGACUCCGAUAUGGACGAGGAGGAAGGGGAGCGGAUUGUGGGUGAGACACAAUCCGUCACCGGCGGCCCGGAAAACUCUGCUGCGGCAGGGCCGAGUGUGGCCCAUGAAGCCGCUGCUGACAGUGCAAGCACCGUACCACCGAACCCGCAGUCCCUGUUGGAUCUGCCCCCAGAGAUUUUAGUGGAAGUAUUCUCAUCUCUCCCAGGCACGGAGUUACCAAACCUGGCCCUCGUCUGCAAGAAAUUCAGGCAAAUUCUCAACACGGAAACCAUCUGGAGAAGGCGAUGCACGGAGGAGUUUGGAAUGAGGGAGGACCUGCGCAAGAUGGAGGUGGUGGGUGUGUCCAGUCGGGAGCUCUAUGCCAAACGUGUUAACCCUCGGGUGAAGUCUGGCCGCUUUAUGAAGCUCCUACCGGACUACGAGCACAUGGACUACAGGGACGUGUACAGGCACUUGCUGCACCCAUACAGACACAUCCUGGGUCUUUGGCAGCCUGACAUAGGCCCGUACGGAGGGCUGCUCAACGUGGUGGUUGACGGGCUGUUCAUCAUCGGCUGGAUGUACCUGCCCCCCCACGACCCUCGGGUCGAGGAUCCCAUGAGGAGGCGGCCACUCUUCCGCAUCCACAUGUGGGAGAGCAACAAGGUGGCGGUAGAGUGCAUGUACGGACACAAGGGCCCUCACAAGGGGGACAUCCAAACUGGGAAGAAGGAUGAGUUCUCGACCAAGUGCAACCAGACAGAUCAUCACCGCAUGCCAGGGGGGAGGCAGGAGGAGUUCCGCACAUGGCUGGAGGAGGAGUGGGGGAGGACACUGGAGGACAUCUUCCAUGAGCAUAUGCAGGAGCUCAUUCUUAUGAAGUUCAUCUACACAAGCCAAUACGAUAACUGCCUGACGUACCGGCGGAUCUACCUCCCCCCCCUGAUGCCCUCGGACCUGCUGCAACCGGGCCUGUUUAAAGGCACCUAUGGCAGCCACGGCCUGGAGAUCGUCAUGCUCAGCUUUCAUGGGCCCUGCGCCAGGGCCACCAAGCUUACUGGGGACCCCAAUGUCCCAGCAGGCCAGCUAACGCUUGACGUGGACCUGAACCGGCCUGUGUGCCUGCCGGACCUGGUGCACCAGCGCAGCAUAGAAGAGCUGUCUCGCCUGGUGCUGGGGAUGCACGAGGACGCGCAGCGGGAGGUGCAGAACCCAGACGUGGCCCCCCAGGGAGCUGCUUCAGAGGGGGUUGUGGCUGGUGGUGCUGGGGCAGCGGGGCUGGGGUCGGCUAUGGAAGCCCAGUCAGAGAGCCCCCAGCCUGGGCCCAGUAACAGCAGCGCUUCCUCAGAGGCCCAGCCUUUCGUCCUGCCUCUGGGGGUCAUGACCCGCAAUGAGGUUUACCCCCGAACCUGCAAGAUGUGCUUUUACGGAACAGGCCUGAUUGCAGGCCACGGCUUCACAAGUCCGGAGCGCACACCGGGCCUGUUUGUCCUGUUCGACGAAGACCACUUCGGCUUCAUCUGGCUAGAGCUCAAGUCGUUCAGCCUUUACAGCCGCCUGACGGACCGGCUGGCCCACGCCUAUGCCCCCGACAUGGAGCGCUUUGAGGCCAUGCUGCGCAACAUGCAGUCUUGGACAUCCUGAUGGGGCAGACAGACACAGGCUUACCUAGACCCCGUACACACAUCCCGAGUGUUGACCGCACCUGGAAAACAUUUGGGAACCUAGUUGUAACCAAUAACUAAGGCCCGUUGUUUUUUCCUGAUCAGGUGAUGUGGUUAGGCAAAACUCUUGGUCUUAAUUAUCACUCAUGUAUGUAUAUCUUUCCCCUAUAGAACCCCGAAAUGCUUACACACAGAAAAGCCCCAUAUUUACUACCCCUGUAGAAUCCCUCUCUACUGUACACAGCUUCACAAUCCCAAAUCACCUCCACACUGUCCCACACAUUUCUGGCUCUGGCCAGAAACAACCUUUUGCCCUACCACCUAGGCACCUGAAGUAUCCUUGCUCCCUGUCCCAUGUUUCCCCUCUUUUCACCUCCACACGACAUCGGUAUCUCUGCUGCGGCAUACCCAGAGGUCAUAUGAUAUGACAAAGGCUUCCUUAACAGCUUAGUUAUUAAUUUUUAAACCAGAGAAGAGGAUUUUACUUUUCAUCCCACAAACCCCAGAACAAACGCUCUGUGCCUCUGAGUUGUAAUGUAUACAUCAUGUCUAUAUUGCCUAAUGCUACAGUGCCUUGCAAAGUAUUCAUCCCCCUUGGCAUUUUUCCUAUUUUGUUGCAUUACAACCUUUAAUUUAAAAUGAUUUUUAUUUUGAUGUCAUAAUUGACAUGCAGAAAAUGGUCCAAAUUGGUGAAGUGAAAUGAAAAAAACAAGUUAAAGAAAAUUCACAAAAAGGGGAAAAGUGGUGCGUGCAUAUGUAUUCAUCCACUUUGCUAUGAAUCCCAUAAAUAAGAUCUGGUGCAACCAAUUAUCUUCGGAAGUCCCAUAUUUGGUUAAAUAAAGUCCACCUGUGUGCAAUCUAAUUGUCACAUGAUCUGUCACAUGAUCUCUGUAUAUAUACACCUGUUUUGAAAGGCCCCAGAGUCUGCAACACCACUAAGCAAGGGGCACCACCAAGCAAGCGGCACCAUCAAGACCAAGUAGCUGUCCAAGCAGGUCAGGGACAAAGUUGUGGAGAAGUACAUAUCAGGGUUGGGUUAUAAAAAAAUAUCUGAAACUUUGAACAUUCCACAGUGCACCAUCUCGCCAACAGCCAAUGAAAUUGCAGGGCGCCAAAUACAAAUCAACAGAAAUCUCAUAAAUCAAAUGUCUCAAACACAUAAGUAUUAGGCACCAUUUUAAAGAUACAAUUCUCGUUAAUCCAGCCAUAAUGUCUGAUUUCAAAAAUGUUUUACAGUGAAUGCUCCACAAACGAUUAUGUUAGGUCACCACCAAUUCCAACCAUUUUUCCAGCCAAAGAGAGGAGUCACAAAAAGCACAAAUAGAGAUAAAAUUAAUCACUAACCUUUGAUGAUCUUUAUCAGAUGACACAAUACAUGUAUGUUUUGUUCGGUAAAGUUCAUAUUUAUAUCCAAAAAUCUUACUUUACAUUGGCGUGUUACGUUCAGUAGUUCCAAACAUGCAGUGAUUUUGCAGAGAGCCGCGUGAAUUCACAGAAUAAUAAUAAAUAAAUAAUAUAAAUAAUAAUAUAAAUAAUAUAAUACAUUUAGAAUAAUAAAUGUUGAUGAAAAAAAACUAUUAUACAUGUAACUUUAGAUACACUUCUCCUUAAUGCAACCGCUGUGUCAGAUUAAAAAAAAAAACGGAAAAAGCAUAAUCUGAGAACGGCGCUCAGAGCCCAAACCAGCCAGAGAAAUAUCCUCCAUGUUGGGUAGUCAACAUUAUUCAUAAAUAGCAUUAUAAAUAUUCACUUACCUUUGAUGAUCUUCAUCAGAAUGCACUCCCAGGAAUUGCAGUUCCACAAUAAAUGCUUGUUUUGUUUGAUAAUGUCCAUCAUUUAUGUCCAUUUAUGUCCAAUAGCUUCUUUUGUUAGGGCGUUUGGUAAACAAAUCCAAAAGCGCGAUCCGGUCCAUUCGGACAAAAUGUUCAAAAAGUUAUAUUACAGGUCGAAGAAACUUGUCAAACUAAGUAUAGAAUCAAUCUUUAGGAUGUUUUUAUCAUUAAAGGUCAAUAAUGUUCCAACCGGAGAAUUCCAUUGUCUGUAUAAAAGCAAUGGAACGAGAGCUGCCUCUCAAGGGAAAGCGUGUGGCUGAGAACGAGGCUGUAGUCAAACCCCUUAGUCAAACAGCUCCCAUCCGGCACCCCUUCACAUGAGAAGCCUGAAACAAUGUUCUAAAGACGGUUGACAUCUAGUGGAAGCCCUAGGAAGUGCAAAAUAACCCAUAUCCCACUGUGUAUUCGAUAGGGGUGAGUUCAAAAACUACAAAACUCAGAUUUCCCACUUCCUGUUUGGAUUUCUCAGGUUUUUUUCUAUCCACUACAAAUAAUAUGCAUAUAUUAGCAUCUGGGACGGAGUAGGAGGCAGUUCACUCUGUGCACGCUAUUCAUCCAAAAGUGAAAAUGCUGCCCCCUAUCCCAAACAAGUUUUAAAUCCAUUAUUAAAAAAUGGAAAGAAUAUGGCAACUCAACAAACCUGACAAGAGGGCGGCCCACCAAAACUCAUGGACCAAGCAAGGAGGGCAUUAAUCAGAGAGGAAACUAAGAGACCAAAGAUAACCCUGAAGGAGCUGCAAUGCUUUAUGGAAGAGUUGCCAUAAUGGGCUUUAUGGAAGAGUUGCCAUAAAGAGUUGCCAUAUAAAAGCCAUUGCUUAAAGAAAAAAAUAACAAACACGUUUGGUGUUCGCCAAAAGGCAUGUGGGAGACUCCCCAAACAUAUGGAAGAAGGUACUCUGGUCAGAUGACACUCAAAUUUAGCUUUUUGGCCAUCAAGGAAAACGCUAUGUCUGGCACAAACCCAACACCUUUCAUCACCCCGAGAACACCAUCCCCACAGUGAAGCAUGGUGGUGGCAGCAUCAUGCUGUGGGGAUGUUUUUCAUUGGCAGGGACUGAGAAACUGAUCAGAAUUGAAGGAAUGAUGGAUGGUGCUAAAUACAGGGAAAUUGUUGAGGGGAAACCUGUUUCCGUCUCCCAGAGAUUUGAGACUGGGAUGGAGGUUCACCUUCCAGCAGGACAAUGACCCCAAGUAUACUGCUAAAGCAAUACUCGAGUGGUUCCACAUUUAAAUGUCUUGGAAUGGCCUAGUCAAAUACCAGACCUCAAUCCAAUUGUGAAUCUGUGGUGUGACUUAAAGAUUGCUGUACACCAGCAGAACCCAUCCAACUUGAAGGAGUUGGAGCAGUUUUCCUUGAAGAAUGGGCAAAAAUCCCAGUGGCUAGAUUUGCCAAGUUUAUAGAGACAUACCCCAAGAGACUUGCAGCUGUAAUUGCUGCAAAAGGUGGCUCUACAAAGUAUUGACUUUGGGGGUGAUGAAUAGUUAUGCACGCUCAAGUUCUGUUUGUCUCAUUUGUUUCACAAUAAAAACAUAUUUUGCAUCUUCAAAGUGGUAGGCAUGUUGUGUAAAUCAAAUUAUAUAAACCCCCCAAAAAAUAAAUUUUAAAUCCAGGUUUUAAGGCAACAAAAUAGGAAAAAUGCCAAGGGUGGGUAAAUACUUUUGCAAGUCAUUGUAAGAGAGGUGAGUGGAAUUUCUACUAAAACUUAUUCUUUAAUGAUUUUGUUUGGAUGCAUGCUGUAUUUUCAGUUUAAUGCCACCUGUUUCCAAUACUCUUAUUCACAAUCUGAGACACUUUUGGUUUGCUAUAUAUUAGUGUGUACAUUGCUCUUCGUUUGGUUCACAGGUGGCAUUAUGGUGUUAGAAAAGAUCUCCGGUGCUUUUACUCUUUUCGUCUCAUGGUCAAGGAAAAUAUAAUGUAUUUUAAUAUUACAAUAUUACGCAAUUGGGCAUUUGCAUAUCAGAAAUUGCUACUUUUUAUUUUCAAAAUACUUCUAAUGGAUAGUAUGUAGUAAAAUGGAAAUAUUUAAUGACUGGAUGUUUCAACAUAUUAGUAUUUUCUACAUGUUGGCAAAAAGCUUACGCUGUACUGUCGCUGUAUCAGCCAUUUGUAUUUAGACUGAUAGCAUAUUGCCCUAUUGGAUGCUUUUAACAGGAUGUUAUAAAGGUAUUGCAACACCCGUUAGGAUCAUCGCUACACAAAAUGCUAUUCAGGGUUCUCAUCUUUAUUCCCAUUUGGACCCCAGGAAGAGUAGCUGCUGCUGCCUUAGUAGCAGCUAAUGGGGACCCUACUGAAUACUAAAUCAUACUGUACAUUUACAUUGCAAAAAGUGUAUGACUGUUCUUGGCAGUACAGUGGAUGGUUUUGUCCCAACUCCUCUAUGGAUUCCUUUCCUUCAUGACCGGGACCGGAAGAGUUUUCCACCAUGUGGUUUCCCCCCCAUCUUCUCCUGACGACAGGUCAGUGAUCAUGGAGGGCAGGACAUAAGGAAAGGAAGCUAAGUUGAUAGUAUUGAGACAGUCACUAACUCCGAGGCUCCAUUCAAAGCAGUUCUUUUGUAUCAGACUGCAGCUUUACUAACGUUUGAAAAAAAAGCUCUAGCGAGAGUAAAGAAGUAAUAUAUAUUAAUGAAUGGAACCUAUUUAAUAAGCUUAUUUUAAAUAUUUUUUGGGACAGCUGUAGAAAUAUUUGCAUCAUUACUUGGUUGAUUUGAGUUUUGUAAGUAGCGCUUCUGUGGUCAGCUGUUUAAAUGAAGCACCUUUAAAUUGAGUCUUGCGCUUUGUAAAUCGUCAAUCCCAGAGGCACAACCCUGCUUGAAACUGUUAGACCUGUUGAACUGCUCACUCUGACUUCAGUUCUGCAGUUUAAGUGUACUUUCUCUUAACAAUAAUAAAAAAGAAUAACUCUU